Messenger RNA from Fusarium proliferatum ET1, 1770 nucleotides. RefSeq lists its product as uncharacterized. Lineage: Eukaryota; Fungi; Ascomycota; Sordariomycetes; Hypocreales; Nectriaceae. The transcript has a single exon. The coding region runs from base 1 to 1770 and encodes 589 amino acids. The record is from RefSeq and is a predicted model, not a curated record.
AUGGCUGAGAUUAUCAGACCUGCACUUGGCCAGAAGGUCGCAAUCGGCACACUUUAUGAUGCACAGGUUGACCAAUUCCUUCCGUCUUCUAUCUUGCCCCCGAAUCUGCCACGAGGAAUUGUCUUGCGAGGCAUCCUCCCACCCGCCAACCAGCUCCAAAACUGGAUGUCUGAAGGUUCCGAUCAUGCGAGUCGGUUCAGAGCAAUGCGUGUUGAUGACAACCUCGCAGCAAGCAUUCUAUCUGGCUCAAUCGACCUCGAAAGAUCUGCCAACUUUCUGAAAGACAGCAUAGCGGGUGAGAAUACACUCUGCGGCGCAGUCCGUCAUUUCUUCAAUACAUAUGAAGAUGUUCUAGACAUAAAUAGGGGGGCGUAUAGAACUGGAGGGGCUCCAGCAAUGUUUCUCCCGCCAGAUCCUCGCAGCACCCAUGUGGUUACCAGUGUCAAAUGGGGACUUCAGAACAUUCUGACCAUGAAGCACCGUAUAUCAGAUCCAAGUCAAAAAGUAGCCCUGAAACUCGCAUUCCAGAGAGACUUGAUGGAGCUGAACACAAUUGUCAAUUCCAUUUACUCGCUCGACUUCAGCGAUGAUCAGGCAAGCCAGCGACUCGAGCUCGACUAUGAGUUCAAGCUCUAUACUGACAUCCAGAGGGAUCGUGGUAUUGGCAAAGAAACCCUGCCUGUCAUGUGCAGGUUUGUCCAGCUGGGCCCCCAGCAGAUUACACAUACUCCUGACGAAGCAGGAUACCCGUUGGAGUACACCUUGCAUCCCAUACAAGUCCUCCGCCAUCUCAUGCCCGGUGGGGGACCUCGCCAAGCCCUGAGAGCCAUCACCAACAUCGGCCCUGUCUUUACUCUUUUUGAUGAUUGGAAUGCUUGUACAGAGAAGCUUGAAGAGUAUAGACACUCGCUCGUGGGGCGGGAGCAAUAUCUUGCAAAGAGUCACAUCGACGAGGUCGAUGCAGCAAUUGUUUUGCUUGAGACAUCUCGGAAGGAUCUCCAGAUGACACUGCAGAGAACUGCAGCAGGUAUCAAAGAUGGCACGGUGCAUGAACAUCGUCUCGAGUGCCUACAUGCAGAUCACGAAUCGUCUGCCCGGCAGAUCUCUAUGAUCGCUGGUCAGCAAAGCGACAAGCUCAGAUUCGUCGAGCAAUGUCUCAACAGUGGAGCGACAUAUAUCGGUUUCAACGGGGCUUGCAUCAACGAACGCACUAUUUCUCAUGAUCCUCCCCCAUAUCAAUUCCUGUUCAAUAAUGCCGUGCUCAAGAGCUCAAGUUCAUGGAAUGAUCAAUGCACAGCUCUGAGGGAGUUCCUUCACAACCCCCUAAACCACAACCAGGUGUUUAUAGUCGACUGCGAUGCCCCUUCUGAGUACAGAGAGUUGGAAGCCCCGAUCUUUGGCCCAAUACGAACGAUUCCAAAGCCAGUGAUUGAAGUUUCGGAGUAUCGAGAGAGGUCAGCAGAACGAAGGCUUCCGAUCAGGCAAUCGGGGCACCAGCAAGUGCCACAGAGGUGUGUCGCUCGUUGCGAUCCGGACGAGAUGGAUUUUGAGACACAAAGACCAGCGGAGCUCCGUCCAGUCAGAAUCCCCUGUCCCGGAAGAUCUUGUGGCUCUCACUCGAGUUGCGAAUGGGCCUGCGUCAAUUGCGACACUCCUCUUGAGUUUGCGACAGUGACUGACCGCAUCUACUGCGAUUGUGGUUCAGCCACUUACGACUCAUGGGACUUCAAAUGCAAUAGCGAUAGGCACGGGCGCGGUUUUGAUCGAUAG